CUUUUAGUUGUCGUGGCAUUCGUUGAGUCGUCUCCUACUGGUUUGCUACUUUUACGGACUGCGACAUAAUUGUUACGCCUUUUGCCUAAGGUUCAGUACUUGUGUUCACCACUAUUUUCCCUAGGUAUGGGUGGCCAUACGAAGGGAAACUAACAUCACAGUAGUUUUUAAAAAUAUUCAGCGUCUCCUUCGUCAUACUACAGAAUAUCGCCUUCUUUCCUAGCAUAAUUUGCAACAUGAGGAUAUUCCGCCUGGUCAACCCUCGUAAUUUUAUCGUCGGAUUUCUGAUACUUUUCAAAUUGUUUAGCCAUGGAGAAUGUGGAGCUGUUCAGCUCACAGCUGAUAAUUUUGACAGUAUAAUUGCCAAUACGGAGCUGGUGCUGAUAAACUUUUAUGCAGACUGGUGUCGAUUUAGUAAUAUGUUGGCUCCAAUUUUUGAUGAAGCUGCUGACAAAGUAACAGCUGAGUUUCCAAGCUCAAGAGUGGUCCUAGGAAAAGUUGACUGUGACAAAGAAACUUCCAUUGGAACACGAUUUCAUAUUUCUAAGUACCCAACCCUGAAAGCUGUGAGAAAUGGCCAGCUGUUUAAGAAGGAGUACCGGGGGCAGAGAUCAGCUGAAGCGUUUGCAAAUUUUGUUCGUGAGCAACUGAUUGAUCCUGUGAAAGAGUUUAAGCAACUGUCAGAAGUCCAGCACCAUCAGUUGGAUGACAAGAAACGACACGUUCUUGGGUACUUCGAAACGCGGGAUUCACCAGAAUACAAAAAUUUCGCGAAAUUGGCUGCUGUGCUGAAGGACGACUGUAUUUUCCAUGCCGGUUUUGGCGACGUAACACGAGCCAUGCAUCCCCCAGAUCAAUCAAUUGUUGCCUUUAGGCCAGCCAAAGCACGUUCAAAUGAAGUGGAUGAGUCAUUCACAGGCGAUCUGAAGAGUUACGAUGAGUUCAGCAUAUGGACGACAGACAAGUGUGUGCCAUUAGUACGAGAAAUUACUUUCGAAAACGCCGAAGAGCUAACGGAGGAAGGCCUGCCGUUUCUCAUUCUCUUCUACAACCCAGAUGACAAUCAAAGCAUUAAAAAGUACAAUGAAAUCAUUAACCGUGAAUUGUUGGACGAGAAACAGAACAUCAACUUUUUGACGGCCGACGGGGUGACAUUUGCCCAUCCACUCCAACACCUAGGAAAGAGUAAAAAAGACCUUCCACUUAUCGCGAUCGACAGCUUUAGGCAUAUGUAUCUCUUCCCCAAAUUUGAAGAUAUCAACAUUCCUGGCAAACUGAAGCAGUUUCUCACCGAUCUACAUUCAGGAAAGCUGCACAGAGAAUUCCACUACGGCCCAGAUCCAGCCACAGACCCUCCUCAGCAAAUUGAACACAAAGUGGGUAAUGAGAUCAAUAAAGACGAGGACCCAAGCAAAAAGCCGACACAACCUCCUGAAUCAACAUUCAAGAAGUUGGCUCCUUCUAAAAACCGCUAUACGCUUCUAGACAAGGAUGAGUUGUAAAAUUUUAGUUUUCAAAUUUUCUCUUAUUGAAGUUUGAUGGUUAUGGAGGGGCCUUUCUCUUUUCUCUUGCAUCUUUUCUUUGUCAUUAUUCUUUAAUUUGUCACUAUAUUUAAAAUGAAAAAUGUUUCAGUCUAAAAAUUCCAAGGUUACUUCAGAAAACAGUUAAUAAUGUAAAACCUUAAAGAUAGAAUGUUGCCCUUUCAUUUGUUCAGUUGUUACUUUCACCUUCCGCGAUUGUAGCAGUUCCCUUUGUUCAGUCCUGGCCAGCAAAUGUGUAAAUACAACUGUUUAACCAA
This is a messenger RNA of Daphnia magna, 1798 nucleotides long. RefSeq names its product endoplasmic reticulum resident protein 44 (gene ERp44). The coding region runs from base 237 to 1502 and encodes 421 amino acids. Lineage: Eukaryota; Metazoa; Arthropoda; Branchiopoda; Diplostraca; Daphniidae. The transcript has 6 exons. The record is from RefSeq and is a predicted model, not a curated record.